Molecule: messenger RNA, 1497 nt
Organism: Aspergillus luchuensis
Lineage: Eukaryota; Fungi; Ascomycota; Eurotiomycetes; Eurotiales; Aspergillaceae
Exons: 3
Coding region: 1-1497 (498 amino acids)
Molecular function (GO): oxidoreductase activity
Source: RefSeq, a predicted model, not a curated record
AUGACCUCUCGAGACGGAUAUCAGUGGACACCCGAGACUGGACUCACGCAGGGAGUUCCAUCGUUGGGUGUCAUCUCACCACCUACUAACAUCAAAGAUGAGGAUAAAGAUGGGCCUUGGGACGUCAUUGUCAUUGGUGGUGGAUACUGCGGAUUAACUGCCACAAGGGACUUGACAGUCGCAGGCUUCAAAACCCUCCUUCUCGAAGCCCGAGACCGCAUCGGCGGGCGUUCCUGGUCCUCCAACAUCGACGGCUAUCCCUACGAAAUGGGCGGCACCUGGGUCCACUGGCACCAAUCGCACGUAUGGCGCGAAAUCACACGCUACAAGAUGCACAACGCGCUCUCACCCUCAUUCAACUUCAGCCGCGGAGUCAACCACUUCCAACUGCGCACCAACCCCACCUCAUCAACCUACAUGACCCACGAAGCCGAGGACGAGCUCCUCCGCUCUGCGUUGCACAAGUUCACCAAUGUCGAUGGCACCAACGGACGGACCGUCCUCCCCUUCCCGCAUGACAUGUUCUAUGUUCCGGAGUUUAGGAAGUAUGAUGAGAUGUCGUAUGCGGAGCGGAUUGAGCAGAUCAAGGAUGAGUUGAGCCUGAAUGAGAGGAGUUCUCUGGAGGCGUUUAUCUUGCUGUGCUCGGGUGGAAGGAUGGAGAAUAGCUCGUUUGGAGAGUUUCUGCAUUGGUGGGCGAUGAGUGGGUAUACGUAUCAGGGGUGUAUGGAUUGUUUGAUCAGUUACAAGUUUACGGAGGGCCAGAGUGCGUUUGCGAGGAGGUUUUGGGAGGAGGCGAUGGGGACGGGGAGGUUGGGGUAUGUGUUUGAGUGUCCGGUUAGGAGUGUGGUUGAUGAGAAGGGUGGGAGGGGAGUGAGAGUGACGGCGAGGGAUGGACGGGAGUUUGUUGCCAAGCGGGUGGUGUGCACUAUUCCGCUUAAUGUUCUCUCUACGAUUCAGUUCUCGCCUGCCUUGGCUACAGAGAAGGUCUCUGCUAUGCAGGCAGGGCAUGUGAAUAUGUGUACCAAGGUGCAUGCCGAAGUGGAUAAUAAGGAUAUGCGGUCGUGGACGGGCAUCGCGUACCCGUUUAACAAGCUGUGCUAUGCUAUUGGUGAUGGGACCACCCCUGCGGGAAAUACGCAUUUGGUGUGUUUCGGGACUGAUGCGAAUCAUAUCCAGCCCGAUGAGGACGUGCGGGAGACGUUGAAGGCGGUUGGGGAGUUAGCGCCUGGGGAGUUUGGGGUGAAGCGGUUGGUGUUUCAUAAUUGGGUGAAGGAUGAGUUUGCGAAGGGCGCGUGGUUCUUCUCGAGGCCCGGGAUGGUGAGUGGGUGUUUGGACGGGUUGAGGGAGAGGCAUGGUGGUGUGGUGUUUGCGAAUUCGGAUUGGGCGUUGGGGUGGAGGAGUUUUAUUGAUGGGGCGAUUGAGGAGGGGACGAGGGCUGCGAGGGUGGUGUUGGAGGAAUUGGGAACGAAGAGGGAUGAGGUCAAGGCUCGGUUGUGA